AUGCCAUGCUAUGCCGUGCCGAUUGCAAUGAUGGGAUCCAGACUGGCGACACAUGAUAACUUGUUGGACUUGGGCGGCACUGGAUAUAUUGGCUCGUAUAUCCUCGACCAGAUUGUCAAAGCAAAGGAUUCGUUUGGAGGUAUCGCCAUCUUCACCUCGCCGAGUACAACAGAUGAGAAGGCGUGGCUGCUGAACAACCUGCGGGCGAAAGGAGUGAGGGUUAUUAUAGGCAGAGGACUCGGUGAAGGCAUUCCAAGGUGUGUCCAUGUAAUCAUCAGCGCCGUCGGGCGAAAUGUAAUUGCAGAGCAAAACAACUGGAUCGAGUUGGCCGAGCCAGCUCCAACAGUCAAGCGUUUCUUCCCUUCUGAAUACGGAACCGACAUAGAAUAUGAUCCCGAGUCUGUGAGCGAGCCGCCGCAUCAGCAGAAACUGAAGGCCCGGGCGGCGCUGAAGGAAGUGAAAGACCUUGAGUACACGUAUGUCGUGACUGGGCCUUUCGCAGACGUUGGUGGCUAUCUUGGAAAGAAUCCACACCCACCAGGUAUCGGAUGCUUCAAUGUCAAGGAGAAGAAGGCCGUGGUCAUCGAGGAUGGGAAGGUGCUAACGGCAAGUAGUGUUGGGAGAUUGGUCGUCAAAGCCUUGAUGCACCCCGAUGCUUCUCGCAACCGUGCUCUUCGAGCCAACUCCUUCACUACCACUCCCUUGAAAAUCGUCGCUGAGUUUGAGAAGCAGACUGGGGUGAAAUGGGACAUUUCUUAUAGUAGCCUCGAGAAAGUGCGGGAGCUUGAGAAAGAAGCGUACGACAACAAGAACACAGCUGCUACUAGGAUCUGGGGAUCCGGGGGAACCUUGUAUGAGCAGCGGGAUAAUGGUCUGAUUGAUGCCGAGGACAUGGAGACUUUGGAGGAUGCUAUCAAAGCUACCAUUGCAGCCCAGCUGUCCGCGAAUUCUUGA
Messenger RNA from Drepanopeziza brunnea f. sp. 'multigermtubi' MB_m1, 954 nucleotides. The record is from RefSeq and is a predicted model, not a curated record. Lineage: Eukaryota; Fungi; Ascomycota; Leotiomycetes; Helotiales; Drepanopezizaceae.